Messenger RNA from Chara braunii, 2928 nucleotides. The record is from the annotation of a GenBank genome assembly. Lineage: Eukaryota; Viridiplantae; Streptophyta; Charophyceae; Charales; Characeae.
CGAUAAGCACAUCAUCACCGUCCUUGAAUGGGUGAUCCAUCCUCGAUCGGUUCACACGUGCUGCCAUGCGAGUCUGGGAAGCGGCUAUGUGCUCAUGUGCGGUCUUCAUAAUCGACGUCAUGUGUGCAACCMAAUCAUCCAGCGCGGGACAACUCGUGUCGGGGUGCAUCUGGGACGGUCGAAGGAAGUCCGCGRGAACACGCGGGUGAUAGCCGAGCUCGCAAUAGUAAGGCGACAUCCCCGUGGCUGGCGAGACGGCGUGGUUGUAGGCUAUCUCCGCGUGGGCAAGAUGGAGAUCCCACUGCUGGUCGUCACGAACAAUCUUUCGGAGAAUAUCCCCGAGAGUCCCGUUCAUGAUCUCGGUCUGACCAUCAGUCUGAGGAUAGUAAGGCGAGGAGAAGCGGAGCUUAGUGCCGUACACCUUGUGGAGCCGUCACCAGAAUCGGCUGGUAAAGCGUGGGUCACGGUCAGAUAUGAUGCUCAGAGGCACGAGCGGAAUGGAGUGCUCGACGUCAUGCAUCGGUGGGAUGCCGGCGUACGAGAACGACGAUGGGAAAGCGUCGUGGUACUCUCGGAUGAGGUCACGAACUGCGGGCUCCAAGUCAGCCGUAUAUCGUGCGAGUUCCUCAACGUCAGCGUCAGCGCGCGACGGCGGGGUGGACUCGACGGACGGCAGAGGGACGGAAGUAGAGAUGGGAGCCAUGGAGAUAGAAAGAGGAUCUGGCUCCAGAGGGAUGAGCUCGGUGUCGGGACAGGGUGGAUCAUACUUGCAGCUUGCAGCUUGCAGACGCUGGCGUGCCCGGAGCAGUGUGGAGGACGAGCGCUGAGCUCCGUGAGCUGUGCUCUGCUCGCCCUCGGCGUCACUCGCUCGGAAAUCCCCCCAAGUCCACCUCCGACCGGCGACCGCAGUCUCCCCCUUCAUCCUCGGAGUCCACUGCAGACUGCAGUGACUGAGUUGUUCCUUCACUCCUCCGACUCCUCCCUCUUCUGUAUGCACUCCUUCGUGUUCGUGGCCGUGUGCCGUGUGCCUCGUGCUUUUUUCUUCUGGUUCUAUGGUCUGACAUGUAUACGAAAAUUUGUACAGUACAGAGGGCCUCGCUACACCACUGUCGAAACGAAAAACGAAAGAAUGCAUCUACCCCAGAACGUGGCUGUGAACUUGCUGGAUGCUGGCAAAGCAUUGGGCAUCAAUGUUAUUCGUGUUUUGGUUGGUAAUCUCGGUGCUUUUGCAACCCAGACUGGUCCUUCCAACUUCUCCGAAAAGGCUUUGCAGGACUUCGACUGGUUGAUGGCGGAGUGUUCCAAGCGGCAGAUUCGUUUGCUGAUUUCGUUUGGCAAUAACUGGAGUACAAGACAACUCUACCAAAGCUGGCUACCUGAAAAUGAGAGAGGAACCUCGGAAGACGUUUUUUUCACCAACCCCACGGCAAAAUCCUGGUUCAAGGGAUUCCUUAGCAAGGUCAUCACCAGGAACAACACUGUCAAUGGCAUGAAAUACAUCAACGAUCCAACAGUAUUCAGCUGGCAGCUUUUGAAUGAGCCUCGCUGCCCCAGUGACAAGACCGGAGCUACUUUACUGUCAUGGAUAAGUGAAAUGGCUACUUUUGUGAAAAGCCUAGACGGCAACCACAUGGUUUCUAUUGGCAGUGAGGGUUUCUAUAGCCUCUCUCUCCCACAGCGGAUCUUCGCCAACUGUGGACCUGGAUGGCCUACAGAGCUGGGAAAUGACUUUAUUGCUGAGCAUCGCCUCAAAACUGUGGAUUUCAUGACUGUGCAUACAUAUGGGCAGCUCUGGAUAAGUGGUACGGAUGAUGCGAGGAUUGUAUAUGCGGACAAGUGGUUUAAAGCACAUAUAGAAGAUGGAAUGAACGUUCUCAAAAAGCCUCUGUUGCUCGAGGAGUUUGGUUGGAUGACAGAUAUUCCAAUGCGCGACCUAUUAUUCCGUCAGGUUUAUAGCUAUAGUCUAAAUGCAACGAGAUCGGGUUUUAGCUGCGGCACCCUAUUUUGGACAUUUGAGGACAGUGAUGGCAGUUGGUACGUGAAUUAUAACACACACGCUUCAACUCUAAGUAUCAUAAAGGAGCACAGCGACAAUCUGCAGAAGCUCCCGAAGUAAAGUAAAGUAAAUCACUCCGCCAUUUAAAUGUACUGCUAAUGCGGAUGUAUUGAUUCAUACCGACGUGUGGAUUCGAGUUUUUUUUGUUGUUAAUAAACGCUGAACAGACAUGGAUUGUCCACUUUUACCAUGAAAUCAAAUGCUUAUGAAAUUAUGAUUAAGCCGACUCUGCUUCCCACGUAUAGACGAUCUGUAGCGGCGAAGGGCAUAUAGAAUAGUAAUGCUCCAGCUGGAACAAUAAGAUGUUGAAGUUAUAUCUUGAUUCGUUUCAUGGAUUGUUUAUGCUCAACUUUUCCAGGUGGAAGGACCGUUUCGUCAAAAUGGAGUUUUUUUUUUUUUUUCAGUGACCAAAUUAGGUUGCCGAGAUGCGGCCCAAAAAAAUGCCCAAAACUCUCUUUUGAUGGUCCUGCGUUCUCGAAUGUACUUGGACUGCAGUCACUACACUAAGUAGCUAUGUAGCACAUCCGGAUAUCCGGCAGACCAGUUUUAUCCGGAUUUUUUUUCAAUCCGGAUGAAAUUUCCAGAUGAAUUCCGGAUAGGUUGGCUCAGAGGUUGUCUCAGAGGUUGUCUCAGAGGUUGGCUCAGAGAUAGGUGACCAUGGAGGGUUAAGAAAGAUCCACCUGUGCCCCCCGGUGGCUCUCUCCGACACCUUGCCAGCGUAAAGGAUAGGACUGGACUAGGGUGAAGGCCACCAUGGGACGCUGGACCUGGUUUCCAGCAUGAUCAUCUGUUCUGAAGAUUUCAUGGUAGUUAUGGGACGCUGGACCCGGUUUCCAGCACGAUCAUCUGUUCUGAAGGAUUCAUACCAAAGG